Caretta caretta (loggerhead turtle) is the source of this 4131-nucleotide messenger RNA. Lineage: Eukaryota; Metazoa; Chordata; Testudines; Cheloniidae. The record is from RefSeq and is a predicted model, not a curated record.
CUGGAAAAGGUACAGAGAAGGGGCAACAAAAAUGAUUAGGGGUAUGGAACAGCUUCCAUCAGAGGAGAGAUUAAUAAGACUUGGACUUUUUAGCUUGGGAAAGAAAUGACUAAGGGGGGGAUAUGACUGAGGUUAAUAAAAUCGUGACUCAUGUGGAGAAAGUAAAUAAGGAAGUGUUAUUUACUCCUUCUCAUAACACAAGAACAAGGGGUCACCUAAUGACAUUAAUAGGCAGCAGGUUUAAAACAAACAAAAGGAAGUAUUUCUUCACACAACGCACAGUCAACCUGUGGAACUCCUUGCCAGAGGAUGUUGUGAAGGCCAAGACUUUAACAUGGUUCAAAAAAGAACUAGAUAAGUUCAUGGAGAACAGGUCCAUCGAUGGCUAUUAGCCAGGAUGGGCAGGGAUGGUGGCCCUAGCCUCUGUUCGCCAGAGACUGAGAGUGGCCGACAGGGGAUGGAUCACUUGAUGAUUCCCUAUUCUGUUCAUUCCCUCCGGGGCAUCUGGCAUUGGCCCUGUUGGAAGACAGGAUCCUGGGCUAGAUGGACCUUUGGUUUGACCCACUGUGGCCGUUCUUAUGCCGAGACCUGCAGGCUACAGUGCGGGGGGGACGCUACCUCUUCAGACAGCAGCACGAUAUAACUAUUGUUGUGUAUGAAAGGGGGUGUGUCUCCUUAUGUGUUGCCACCUAGCCGCUGCCCUUGUGUACAGCAUACUAGACCCACCACUAGGAGAGGAUCCCCAUUAGGUCAAACAGAGAUGUGGGAGUUUCUGGCUUGGAAGCAUCAGGAUUCUAAUCCUGGCUCCCCAGUCCAAGGUUGUUACAGAUGGGGAAAGUGAGGCACAGAGUGGCUAAAGGACAUGCCCAUGGUCACACAGGGAGUCGGUGGAAGAGUGGGGAUUGAACCUGGGUCUCUGGAGUCUCAGCCUAGCAGGGCAACUGCACUGGGUAAAUAGGUGUGAGCUGGAGAAGUAAUAUAAGUGUCAGUGGGCUAAUAGGACAAGGAUGGGUUUGGAGUUAAGGCACUUGAGUGGGAUUCAGAAGAUCUGGGUUCAAUUCCCACCUUUGGCAGUGUGUGUGUCUGAGUCACUGCAUUGCUCUGUGCCUGAAUUUCCCCUGCCUCUUUGUGGCAGGGACUGUCUCGUGCUAUUUGUCUCUGGGCAGCGCCCGGCACACCAGUGCCCUGAUUUCAGCUGGGACCUCUGGGUGCUACCAUAAUACACAUAAGAAUAUUGGAUGAAACUGAUUCAACACAGUAUAUCCUCCUAGCAAUGGCUCUUUCCAGACCAGAUCCAAGGCCCCUUGGCAGGGAGUGUUGUGGGGGCUGACUCGGCUCUGGGAAUAUACUCGGGGUUGCUCAUCUGGAGGUCGGCUCUUGGCACUUAGAAAGGCAAUGAGUUAAUUAGAAGGGCAACAACCAGAUUCACAGAGGAUUCAGGACUCCUGGGCUCCACUCAGAGGGGAGUGGGGGCUACUGGGUUAGGGCAGGGGACUUGAGGGUUAUGAGAUCAGGCCACUGGCUUAUGACGUGGUGGGAAGCAGAGUUGCUAAUGAUCGUGUUUGAAACUGUGAUCAGUAGACUGGAGAAAUUGACCUGGAUAUCUAUUCUGGAGCAGCUCCCUGAGUCGGCAGUAAUCUGGAAUAAAAAUCAUUUUAUACUGGAAUAAUUACAGUGCUCAAACUCCUACUAAUGCAACCAUUACAAUACCCACAAACACACUGAUGCUCUAACCCAGUGGUUCUCAACCUGUUUAUCAUUGUGGGCUGCAUGUGUUACCUGGACCACAGGUUGAGAACCACAGCGUGCUCCCCUCAACCUGCCCCACAGACCCCUAUGCCCAGCGCCUCCCACCCAGAGACCCCUCCACAGCGUGGGGCCAGAAGCAGAGCCCUGGGCAGGGGACUGGGCAGCAGGAAACCCGGAACCCGCCGUGUGGGGCCGAGCAGCAGCCCUGACCCUGGACCUAGGGAAGCCCUGUGGCAGCCCCGGACCCCCGACCCUGCUGGGCCAGCUGGCAGCCUUUAGCACAGAGCUGCGCUGCAGCUGUGUGCUCACUGGGCCUUGGGUUGAGAACCACUGCUCUAACCACUCCCCUCCCAGAGCCAGGGGUGGAACCCAGGAGUCCUGAUGCCCAGCCCAGGUGCGCUGGCCACUAGACCUCACUCCCCUCCCAGAGCUGGGGUUAGAACCCAGGAGUCCUGGACACCCCCUCACCCCGCACUGCUGCUCUUGGUUUAUCUUUAUUAAUCUAAACAGGCUGAUUUGCAGACGUAACUCCACCUGCAAGAUUCCAGGAAGUGGCUGGGCCUGAAGGAGCUCAGCCCUCUUGCAAGUUUCUGUUUCUCUUGUGCGCCAUGGCAGUUGUUCACCCCGUGGAAGCUCUGGAAGAUCAUAGAAUAUCAGGGUUGGAAGGGACCCCAGAAGGUCAUCUAGUCCAACCCCCUGAUCUAGUCCAACCCCCAGAUGACCUGGCCUGUCCCAUCUGCUUGGAUUCCUUCCAAGACCCCGUACUCCUGACCUGCGGGCACAAUUUCUGCCAGGCCUGCAUCACCCAGGUCUGGAAAGGACUGGAAGAAAACGUCUCCUGUCCCAAGUGCGGGAAGAGAUUCCAGGAGAGGCAUUGGCACCCAAACCCCCAGUUGGGGAAGGUGGUGGAGAAAGCCAGGAAGCUGAGGUGGGGGGCAGAGGGCAGCAUGUGCCAGAGGCACAAGGAGAGGCUCAAGCUGUACUGCGAGGAGGAUCAGGCCCUGAUCCGCGUGGUGUGUGACAGAUCGAAGGAGCACAGGGCUCACAGGGUGGCUCCCCUCGAGGAGGCCACCCAGGAGUACAAGGGCCAAUUUCAAAGGCACCUGCAGAUUCUGAAAGAUGAGAGCUUCAGCCAGGAGGCCUUCACCAUCAGCGAAGGGAGAAGGCUGGAUAUGCUGCUGGUAAGUUCUCUUUCCCCAUCCCCUGGGCUUCCCUUGGGGUUCCCCUGCACUUUGCUGAUGCAACACCAUCUCAUGUCCCCCUCUAGUGGCUGGUCCUCAUGGGACUGUUGUUCUGUAUAUAGACUGGCUCUGAAAGGAAAGGGGGCUGUUGUGUUGUGUAUGGACUUACUUCAAUUCUCCCCUGCCCCUGCAGAGAUCCUGACCCUGGAUGCCGCCUCUGGUCACCCUGGCCUGGUGGUGUCCCCAGACCGGCACAGCGUGUGGCAUGGGAACAGCUGGGGCUGCCCGCCCAGCGACCACCGCAGAUUCUUCCCGGCCCCCUGCAUCCUGGGCUCUGAGGGCUUCUCCUCCGGCCGGCACCGCUGGGAGGUGGAGGUGGGGGGCGAGGAUGGCUGGGCGGUGGGGGUGGCGAGGGAGUCCGUGAGCAGGAGGGACCCCACGGAGCUGCAGCCCCAGCACGGGGUGUGGGCUGUGGAGCUGGGACGGUACGUGCUCUGUCCCCUGUUCCGAUGGUCACCAGCCCCGAGCCAAAGGCCCCACAGGAUCCAGGUUUGUCUGGACUACGAAGGGGGGCGGGUGGCAUUCUACGACGCUGAGAACCUGACCCCACUGUUCACUUUCACGGCCUCCUUCACCGAGAUGCUCUUCCCCUUCUUCUGGCUCUGGGCCCCCAGCACCCGCAUCACUCUGUGCCCCUGAGGGAGACAGAAAACCCACCCUGCCAGGACCACGGCCUGAGUGCUAGGUAACAGGGAUGCAUCCCAUACACCUGGCCCCACCAGUCAGGUUGCUAGGCGAGGGGGAUACAGACUGUAAACCCAGUCUGGUUGUUGGGCAAUGGGCUAGGGACACUUCAGAGCAUGGUUUUGUAUUCCUGCCCAUCCUGGCUAAUAGUCAUUGAUGGACCUAUCCUCCAUAAAGUUCUUAUUGGAACCCUGUUAUAGUCUUGGCCUUCACAACAUCCUGUGGCAAAGAGUUCCACAGGUUAACUGGGCGUUGUGUGACGAAAUACUUCCUUUUGUUUGUUUUGACCCUGCUGCUGCCUGUUAAUUUCAUUGGGUGACCCCUCAUUCUUGUAUAAUGUACUUCUGCAUGCUUAUCACUCCUAAAUCCUAAUCAGACUUAUAUUUCUGUGACCUUACAACUUAAAUCUACUUAGCAUACAUUAAUUAUAUGUAACAGUGUAUAAAUCAUAACAUCA